Adineta ricciae is the source of this 1317-nucleotide messenger RNA. The record is from the annotation of a GenBank genome assembly. NCBI's taxonomy places the organism in Eukaryota, Metazoa, Rotifera, Eurotatoria, Adinetida, Adinetidae.
AUGAUCUCAUGUAAUAUUAUCACACUAUUGACAUUUAUCAUCGUCUACUCAACAGAAGGAAAGGAAAUCCCAUUGAAAAAAGAAGAAGUCGAUCCCAAACAACGUGCGCAACAACGACAAUCAUUCGGUACCAAUCUUGUCGAUCCAUACUAUGCAUUUAAUCCUGACUAUAUGGGCGGCAAUAUGCCCAAUGUUCAGCUUUUUCAGAAUAAUGUCAACACUGGUCAAACAAGUUCAUGCACUUGUUCAUGCGGCGACGUGUCUUAUGGGCCACCAGCAACUUGUCUUACUGCACAAACAUGUGUUGCAUACUGCUUACAAAUGUAUCCAGGACAGUGUACAGUUGUGAACACCUACGGCUGUUGUGGUACAUCGUGCCAAUAUUUUCAAGCACAAUCGCUGGAAAAUCGAUUUUGUGCAUGCAAUUGUGCUGGUCAACAAUUUGUGAAUCCAAUCGAUACAUGUGUAUCAUCUCAGUCGUGUUUAACACGAUGUUUAACUAAUUUUCCGCAAGCAUGUACGUCAACAACUACUCAAGCUUGUUGUGGACAAGAUUGUCAGUCUUACACACAAGCCGUUUCCAAUGCAUGUGCUUGUACAUGUCAGGGAAGAACUUAUUAUCCAUCACCUAAAUGUACAGGUCCUGAAGGAUGCAUAAGCACAUGUAUGACGACCUACGCAGAUUGUACGCCUGGUCGAACACAAGGUUGCUGUGGUCCAACGUGUUCAUCGUAUGUUCCAACAUGUACGUGUAACUGUGGUUCAGAUUUUACAACAACAACAGCGGUUCCUUGUCGAAGUGGUCGAACAUGUUUAGAAACGUGUCUAAGUUCAUACAGCGCAUGUACACAGGAUAACACUCAAGCUUGUUGCGGUGUCGAUUGCAUCAAUUCGUUUCCUUCAUGUUCUUGCAUGUGUGGCGGUAAUCAGUAUACAACAUUAGCUACGUCAUGUGGUUCGCCACAACAGUGUGUUCAAGCAUGUUUACAAUCCGUUGCUCAAUGCAAUGUAGGCAACACUCAAGGCUGUUGUGGAAGCGAUUGUUCAGGUUAUAUACCAACAUGUCGAUGUCAAUGUGGUUCGAGUGUUUACUAUACAACAUCAAUUUGUGGUAAUGCUGAACAUUGUACCAAUACGUGUAUUAGCCAGUUUGGCUUUGCUUGUACACCAACAAAUACCAUUGGUUGUUGUAAUGGAACUAUUUGUACACGACAAAAUCGAUUUUUAGGCGUUAGUAAAAGUCAUACGAUGCAUUCAUCCUAUCAUGUCAUAAUAUUAUUCUCAACAAUGAGUUAUGUUUUGUGUGUUUUUGUAUAG